Messenger RNA from Linum trigynum, 3689 nucleotides. Lineage: Eukaryota; Viridiplantae; Streptophyta; Magnoliopsida; Malpighiales; Linaceae. The record is from the annotation of a GenBank genome assembly.
CUAUAUAUUGACAUCAUGAAAAGUGCAACAUUUCGCUUAACUGAAAUAGUCCAUAUAUGCAAAUGAGGAUCGAUAAAAGAAAGAGUGAAUAAUCAUACUUCCAUUGAACUCUCUUAUGCAAUCAAUUGUUGUUGCGGGUAAAGGCACGACAAUAAAUAUCAUGGAACUGGCUAGCUCUCCGAGAGAAACUUAUAGCAAAAUCGUCCUAUCGAAAAAGAAGAUGAGUUUGCUAAGGCGGGAAGGGGAUGCUAAUGGAUUUUUCAUUUGAUGAACGACCUAGCCUUGAUGGGUACAAAAAUUGCUCUCCAUGAAAGAUCAGUUAAUGUCACUUGACUUCGACUCUCAUUGUUUAGACGAUCGAUCAAACAAAUGACUUUCAAGAGUGACCAUGUGGUUAGCUUUAUCUCUUCUCCAGAACUAGCACCUAUCUAUUUAGCAUAGCUAGGGAGGAAUGUACCAUGAAGAGGGGAAUCAAGGGUUUAAGGGAAAUGAUGAGUGACUUCUUUUACCUUAUCAAAGGCUAAAGAUCAACCCCUCAGUAAAUUCAUUAACCCUAGUUACAAACAUCCUCACAAAAACACAAAUUGAUAAUCACCUCUACAUGUUCAAUUUAAAAAAGUCACAUCUCCAAAACCCUUCCAAAGUCUUGAGCAAUGAUUAUGACUUCCUUUUCCUUUUAAGGCAAUGACAUCAAUACCUUAUAGUAGUUUAGGGAUUUCUAAGUGUAAACCAAAAGGAAAUGAAAUAUAAAACUCAUACAAAGUCUUUCCAACCACUAGAGUUAAUGAGACCAGAUGGUUUGUUCUUUAAUGAUAAUAAAACUUCAACCUAGCUGGAGUUCAAUUAAAAAAUUGCAAUUAGGUAUGUCAUCCAGUGGAGGGAGGUGAGGGGGAGAGGGGUCCUAGCCCCUAGGACCCCAGUUGGUAAAAAAUUGGGGAACAAAAUCCUUUAGAUAUGCAGGGUUUAGUACGAUCCUUUAAAUUUAGGACCUCAUAUUCUCGACGAUAUUAGCUUACCAAGGACCCUGAUCAACUCAAAAUUCAGUAGAUACACAGGAUUUAGUGUUAGUAAAUUUUUAAGGACCCUGGCUACGCCACUAAUGUCAUCAUAGAAACACAACAAGAGCCUAAGUAGGAAAGAAUUCAACCAUCCCCAGUUUCGAAUUAAAAAUUGUAGGCAAAGCUUUUUUUCCCCCCACGAGAUACAAGCCAAACACAUUAUAUUAACAUCCAAUCUUCAGAAAAGGAAACUACUAGUGACUUAAAGGUAGUGUUUGGGAACCUGAGAAAAGCUUAAGAGCAACAAAUCAGAACGGAACCCUGACAAAUAGUAAACUACAAAAGAAAGCUCAGCAGCAAAUGAGACUAUAUACCAGAGAGUGAGCAGAUCUAGUGCGAAAAAACCCUAAUAAUAAUCGAAAUGCUGGUGCUAGAUAGUCUACACAUCUUGAUGAGAAAAUGUACUCUUACGAAUCGUGUGUCUCUCCGGCCGGCCGUCACGGUCGCAUCCCGAAUGCCACCUGUGUCGCUAUAUAGAGCAUGUAACCGCCGGCCGGGAAGAGGUAGGCGAAGAAAUGUGAGACUGUCUCUCCGGCGGAUUCGAGUAGCUGCGAAAAGCAGCGGCGGCCGACAGUUGAAUGACGAGAAUGGGAAGGAGAUGAAAGUUGAGAUGUUGUGGUGGGCUUCAUUGAAGCGGACUGAGGGACGGGUUUCAACUUUCAAAUCCAGUUUAGUAGAUAAGGUAAAACUUAAAAGUAAAACCUGCGAGAUUUGAUUUGAGAGGUGCAUGCGUUAGGGUUUAUUAGAUAAAGUUAAAAUUAUUUUUUUAAUUGAUCAUCUUUAAUUGACUAUUAUAAUUAUUAUUAUAUUAAAAGAGUCACGUCAACAAGGAUGAUUUUAUUGCUUAACUUUUUAUUAAGGGUUGUAGGUAUAAUAUGUCCCUCUACUAUGACGUUUUAUCAAACAUGUCCCUCUACUAUUUUGAUGUUGCCCAUGUACUUUGACCAAGUUAUCAAACAUACCCUUCUGCUAAAAUUUCCAUUGAAAAAAUCAUCAAUCAUGGUUGAACCGAGAUUUAGACGACCCGACAUCGGCAAAUGGGAGAGAAAAUAUCAGUUUUGUCCCCCGUUUUAUUUCUCUGAGUAUUUUCAAAGUGAAAAGAUUUGAAUUAUUUGGCUAUACAAAAGAUUCAAAAAAAUUCUAAAGUGAAAUUAUUAGAGAUAUUUUAGACAUUUGUGUCGCCCAAACUAAAGUUCGGUAUUGGUUAACGAUUUUUAGACGAAAAUUUUAACAAAAGUGCAUGUUUGAUAAUUUUUACAAAGUACAGGGGCAUGUUUGAUGUAAAAAAUAGUAAAGGGGUAUGUUUGAUAAAACACCAUAGUAGAGGGGCAUUUAUACCUAUAACCCUUUUAUUAAAUAAUCAAAUGUUUUAAUCGUUUCCUCUUAUCACAAUCUAACCCAAAUCCAUGUAUAUAUAACCUAAUUCGACCCGAUCAAAAUGAGUUGAACCCAAUCUUGACGUCUUACUAGCUUUUAUAAUUAACGAAUUGAGUCGGGUGUGGAUUUUGUUUAAAACUCGCAUCGCAUUAUCAAGCUAGUAAAAGCGACAUUUGAUCAUUUCCUCUUUAUCACAAUCGAACCCAAAUCCAUGUGUAUUUCUACCCGCUCAAAACGAUAUGAACUCGGUUUUGAUGAAUUAUGAGUCGGGAACAAAUUUUAUCUGCUUCUGUAAUUAACGAAUUGGGUCGGAUGUGGAUUUUGUUAAAAACUUGCCUCGCUUUAUCAAGCCAGUCAAAGCGACAUUUGAUUAUUUCCUCUUAUCACAAUCGAACCCAAAUCCACGUGUAUUUCUACCCGGUCAAAAAGAUUUGAACCCGGUGUUGACGAAUUAUGGUCGAACAAAUUUUGCCCACUUUUGUAAUUAACGAAUUGGGUCAGGUGUGAAUUUUGUUAAAAACUCGCCCCGGUUUAUCAAGUCAGUCAAAAUGAGUUGAAUCCAGUGUUGACGGAUUUAGGGUCGGGGACGAGUUUUACCCUAUUUUAUAAUUGACGGGGUUCUUUUUGUAAUUAACCAAAUCUUGGAGGAGUUUUUGUGCCAUCUAUCUAUCUAUCUAUCUAUCUAUCUAUCUAUCUAUACAUAAUAUUAUGGCAAUUCAAAAGUAAUUGUUUGCCACCUAAGCACUUGGAGAGUUCACAACUUGCCAAGGUGGACAAUAUUUUUACAAAAAGAAAAAUAGUUAUUGAUAUCUUUAUGGAGCUAUCUCUCUCUUCAAUUAAUAUUUCAUUUCCCUUUUAUCUUCUUUUUUUGGUAUUAUAUCAAUGUACACAAUAAUAAUAAUGUAUGAAAAGUGACAUAUAUUACCUUUGUUAUCUCUAACUUUUUUAAUAUUUAUUUUUCUUUUCCAAUACUUCCUUUAUGUUUUUGUUUCUACUUUUGCAUUGUAUCGAUGUACACAACAAUAGACUAAUGUCUUUGAGUCACACAUAUAACUUUUUUCUCAACCAAAAUAAUAUCUUAUUAAAGCUCACUAAGUAAAUUUUAACUCACUUUUACAAUAAUUUACAAAUAUGUUACAUUUUGAUGAACAAUUUAUACAAAACACAUACAUAAUAACAUUUUAUCGCGACAAAAUAACGAUGGAAAUUAAAGAGAGAAAACAAAAAAGGUUUGAAUAGAUUAAUAGAAACUUG